Molecule: messenger RNA, 543 nt
Organism: Brachypodium distachyon (stiff brome)
Lineage: Eukaryota; Viridiplantae; Streptophyta; Magnoliopsida; Poales; Poaceae
Product: E3 ubiquitin-protein ligase EL5
Exons: 1
Coding region: 1-543 (180 amino acids)
Source: RefSeq, a predicted model, not a curated record
AUGUCGUUGUCGUCGAGCUCCAACAGCACGCUGCCGUACUCGGCGGACGGCGGCAGAUACAGCACGCACGACACGCUGGCGCUCCUCGUCAUCGGCUUCAGCGUCACCGCCGCCUGCGUCCUCAUCAUCGUGCUCUGCGACUGCCUCUGCUUCCGGCCCCGCCGCAUCGUCUACGUGGGGCCCCGCCGCCCGUUCUUCGUCGUGCGCCGAGAAGCGGGCGGCGGCGGGCUGAGCCCCAACGCCGUGGCCUCGCUCCCGUCUUUCUCGUACCACAGAGGCGUGGCCGGCGGCGGCGGCGGCGGCGGGGAGGACGGCCGUGGUGAAGGCAGCGGGUCAAGAGGGCGCGGCGGGUGGGCGCAGUGCGCGGUGUGCCUGAGCUUGCUGCAGGAAGGGGAGACGGUGAGGCAGCUGCCGGCGUGCAUGCACCUGUUCCACGUCGCCUGCAUCGACCUGUGGCUGCGCUCCCACUCCACUUGCCCUCUCUGCAGGGCCACGGUCGAGGCUCCUCCUUCCAAAGACCGUCAGCUGGUGCCUCCGGUGUAA